CAAAUCUGUUGACCCGGCCAUUUAUCUCCGAUACUCAUUUCGAUCGAAAGCCCAAAGUAGGUUUGUUUGGUUUGGGAGAUGUUUUUAUUUGGGCUUCAAGCUGUGUCAUAUUUUCUUCACAAUGUCAGUAUGGUUUUGGUGAAUUGAUCAUAGAAUACAACACCCACCUACACAUAGAUAUUAGGCCGAUACUUUUUAUGGAAAAACACAAGAUAUAAGCCUCGUCUCACUGUCUUAACCCUAGACUAGAAAUUCUUGCCACCGUCUCCUCAUUUAAGUUAUUUGUUCAUCCUCGAAUCUUUCUAUGGCCAAGAAUUAUGCAUCGCUGUAAACCGCCUCAUUUACAAAACACUGAUGUCUUUAGGAGCCAGCAGCUCAGUGACGAGCCUCCUGAAUUAUCUCCAGAAGUAUGGCUGUUGAGAAGAGCAGAAAGCUACCAAGAGUACAUGAAACUGAUCCCAAUCCCGACUGAACGAGGCACGGUUAUACCCUUCACCUCAUGGACUGGCUUAGGCAGCUCGAUCAAGCAAAUUUACGGGCAGCCAUUGCACUAUCUGACAAAUCUCCACUUGAGCCGUAUGGACCAUGAAAGGCUUGGUGCCGAAGAUACAGGUGUCCCUUUGUACAUGACUAUUCACCCGUGCAAGGCUGAGGCUAGCAUUUGGAUCAUUGAAGAGGCCCACCGGCUGACAUCAUCGCCACAUCAUUUGGUCAGACUGUGGGAGGCUGAUACGUACUAUCAUGUCUACAUUGACGACAUUUUCCCCAAGCUGAAGGUGUGAGGUGGGUCCCGGGCUACGAUGUGACCUGUGUGAUGGUGUUGGAUUUGUUUCUUGGGUAAAGCUGGAUUUGGAUUUUUGAAUGGACUGUGUUUGUUUUAGCGUUUGUUUCUGGAUUGAGAUUGUCUUCUUUUUUGUCCUGUCUUUUUGUUGGGAGUUGUUUGAAUAUCAUCUUGAUCCGGUUUACUCCUUAAGGUAUAUUAUCCCAUAUCACUGUUGUAGUAUUUUGCUAAUAUUUGGAAGUAUUUUGCCAUGGAUGAUGAGGGUUGAGUACCAUUUUUCCAAGGCCGGGGGCAACAGCCCAGGGCCCAAUCAGUGGAAGGGGCACCAGCCCAUACGCUACUCUCCCUAUAUGCAUAUUACUCUUGGUUGGUUGGUUUACUUUCAUGAAUUAAAUAAGGUAGAGGCCUUGUUUGGUAAUCAGCGG
This is a messenger RNA of Striga asiatica, 1206 nucleotides long. The record is from the annotation of a GenBank genome assembly. Lineage: Eukaryota; Viridiplantae; Streptophyta; Magnoliopsida; Lamiales; Orobanchaceae.